UCGAUGGAUUUUGUCGGGGGGGGUACCACGGAGUGGGGCGUAAGCGGGUCCUGCCGACACCUCUCGCCUGGGAAGGAGUCGCACGGUUUGGGCAGCAGGCAAAUCCUCCCCGCUGCUCGCUGCGCUCCGGACCUCCGGCGAGAAGUCGGGGGUGGUCUGAGGAGGGAAAACGGGCGUAUUAGCGCGUCGCACAGCCCACACUGAUAUGCAACGUGAAUGUAUUUAUAUUUGUCAGCUCGCAGCAGUUGCGGGAGGUUUGUGGCUGUUUUUUCUAUUGUGUAGCUGGCUGGAGCCUGAAGUGGGCGUCGCUCCAGGACAGACUGGGCUGCUCUGGUGCGCCGCUGCCCGCUUUUCUCUCGCAGGACUGCAGCACUCUCAUGUCGGUUUUUGUAGGUCGAAUGGUGUCUGAAUUUACAGGCAGUAGCUCGGCGAGGAUCCUGCGCUCCGGAUCGUGUGCCACGAGGAGCACCGCGGAGUGUCGCGGGCGGGCGUUGCUCCGUGGGUUAUCGGGCGCUGCGGAGCUUGUCACAGAUGAUCGCUUUGCUAAUUAAAAACGUGGAAUUCACACGCACGGCUGUAUUAGGCUGCUGCUUUUGGAUCCAUCAGAUAUUUCUUGUGCGCUUUAGCCCUGGGGGAUAGUUAAAGGUUUUGUCACCCGAUGCUCUCUGACUGGAGUCGGGUGUAACCUAUUAGAAGAAGAUUUUUGAUUGAAGGCUCAUCCAGCAAAUCACAAUGCAGAAAGAAGUCAGGCAGCCUCAGAGGUGGUUCAACACGGCCGACAUCACAGUGGCUCACCAAAGCAACCUGCUGAAGCAGCUCAACCACCAGCGCCGCCAGGAGCUCUUCUGUGACUGCAGCGUGCUGGUGGAGGGCCAGCUCUUCAGGGCCCACCGCAACGUCCUGUUCGCCAGCAGCGGCUACUUCCGCAUGCUGCUGUCCCAGGGGCCCGACGGGCUGCCUGACUCCGUCAGCGCCACAUUCGACGUCUUCAGCCCAGAGACCUUCACCGUCAUCCUGGAUUUCAUCUACUCCGGCCAGCUGGAUCUCUCCAGUCACAAUGUGAUUGAGGUCAUGUCUGCUGCCAGCUACUUGCAGAUGAACAAUGUCAUCAACUACUGCAAAAACUUCAUCAAAUCCUCCCUGGACAUCAGUGUGAAAGAUGAAGAGAGCGAGCGCUGCCUCAGCUUGUCUGAGACCUGCAGCUUCACCAGUGGAGCAGGAGAAGAUGCUUCAGAGCAGCAGCAGCAGGGCCCCUGUUCUGUCAGUCCACCGCCUGCUCUCUGGACCAGGGACAACUCCAGAUCCCAGUCCAGCUUCAUGGGGAAAGACCCAGACCAGGAUGCUUCGGCCUUAGCGAUAAAGACUGAUCCGAGCAGCCCUGCUAAUGAGCUCAGUGCAGAGGCAGAGGACCUGCACGACCCUCAGGACCCUCUGUAUACCCUCCCUGGAUCAGAACGCCGGCGUGGAAAAGGGGGGACCAAGAGGAGAGCACCCAACAGCGGCCGCUCCAACCAGCAUGACGAUUUGGACAUUCAGGAGGCGAGAACACAAAAGGCUGAAAAAGCAGAGGAGCUGUACGCCACUCUUCCACCGAUUGUGGGUGUCAUCGGGCACUUUAAUAAAGAUUCCAACCCUAUCAUGCGUUUCAAAUGUCCCUUUUGUACGCACACGGUGAAGAGGAAGGCCGACCUGAAGCGACACCUGCGCUGUCACACCGGGGAGAGACCGUAUCCAUGUCAGGCCUGCAACAAGCGCUUUACUCGCCUGGAGCAUCUCCGCAGCCAUUUUGAGACGAUCCAUCAGGCCAGGAAGCUGGUGUGCAGGAAGUGCAAGUGUCAGGUGACGGAGGAGACGGGUCAUGUGGUGUGUGAGGGGACGCGGCGCUACCGCAUGUGCACGGCCUGCAUCCAAGAGGUGGGCUGCGACGACAUCCCCAUCGACGGCCUGGAGGGAACCAAUGAGGAGCCGGCGCUGCUGCUGGGUGUGGACGGGGAGGAGGAGGGCGACACCAAGAGGAGCUGGAUGGUGACCGAUGACGAUGACCUGGCCGAAGACUCGGGGGCCGACCUCAUCAUCCAGCAGGUGGACGACAGCGACGAGGAGCUGCAGUGAGACGGGACCAAAGUGUGUGUGUGUGUGUGUGUGUGUGUGUGUGUGUGUGUGUGUGUGUGUGUGCAGAUGCAUGCCUAAAUAUUGACUGUGUGAGAGUGUGUGUGUGUGUGUGUGUGUGUGUGUGUGUGUGUGUGUGUGUGUGUGUGUGUGAUAAAGCCAUGGAAGAGAGUUUAUGCAUAAAAUAUGGGAUCCACUGAUGUAAAUAUACACAUUUAUGAUAUAUUAGUUGUCUAUUGGUUAAAUGCAUCUCGUUAAUCUUUACUUUUAAAGAGAUUUUCGACCUUUGUGACACAAUGGAAAGCUUUUUUUGCUCACGAAGAUAUGCAGUAUCCAAAGCAUGCAUAUUCAGUGUUUCCUUUGCUUCAAUUAUAGUUCUAUGAUAUCCUGUUCAAUAAGUGUUUUUUGUGUGCAUGAAGGAACACCACUUCUUCGCUACUUUUCGGGACUUUCUGCUGCCAUUUAGGCAAAACACAGUGACAAAGACAGACUGAUGGCUCUACUAGUCACUUAAGGGAAGCUUCAAAGCUAAUUUUUUAUUUUUUUUUUAUGUUUCACAGUUGCUGUGCUGGUAAUGUCUGAUUAUGAUAUGCACUAUGAUAUAAACACAAAAUAUAAUUUAUUAGUUUUUGUUUUAUUGUUUUUUUGAGUUUUUACUUUUUUGACACAUUAAAGAUAUUUUUAUACAUUU
Messenger RNA from Amphiprion ocellaris (clown anemonefish), 2800 nucleotides. RefSeq names its product zinc finger and BTB domain containing 8A (gene zbtb8a). Gene Ontology annotation, molecular function: protein binding; DNA-binding transcription factor activity, RNA polymerase II-specific; RNA polymerase II cis-regulatory region sequence-specific DNA binding. Gene Ontology annotation, biological process: regulation of transcription by RNA polymerase II. NCBI's taxonomy places the organism in Eukaryota, Metazoa, Chordata, Actinopteri, Pomacentridae. The record is from RefSeq and is a predicted model, not a curated record. Bases 733 to 2112 code for a protein of 459 amino acids. The transcript is spliced from 5 exons.